Pyrenophora tritici-repentis Pt-1C-BFP is the source of this 390-nucleotide messenger RNA. RefSeq names its product GCN5L1 domain containing protein. NCBI's taxonomy places the organism in Eukaryota, Fungi, Ascomycota, Dothideomycetes, Pleosporales, Pleosporaceae. Gene Ontology annotation, cellular component: BLOC-1 complex. The record is from RefSeq and is a predicted model, not a curated record. Gene Ontology annotation, biological process: endosomal transport.
AUGCCUUCUCCUCCCCCAUCAUCAGAAGAAGCGGCCCGCCGACAAGCCGAAGCGCGGGCGGCCGUCACCGCCUCCCUCACCAGCGUCGGCGUCUCAGUCGACAACGAGAUGCGCACGCGGACAGCCGACCUGCACGCCAACUCGGCAGCCAUAUCGAAGCAGGAAAAGGAUCUCGCAAAACAGACGGCUGCGCUGGCCAAACAAACGGCCGAGUGGGAUAAAUUAUUGCAAGGAGGCACCAAGAAGUUGAAUGAGGUAGGGGACAUGCAGAACUGGGCGGAAAUGAUCGAGCGGGACCUGCUGGUCUUGGAGGAAACUGUAAGGCUUGUGGAUGAGAAAGGCAAGGGAAAGCCGGCUCGAGAGCAGUCGGCUAGCGGAACGUGGUGGUAG